UUUAAAUAAAAUGUUGUAAUAUUAAUUUUGUACUAACACUGAAAUAAUUACUUUUUCUUGAAUUCUUUUUGUCUUUCAGGAUCUUUGCUUAAAAAGUCUGGACAUUGUUUUCCCAAUUUAUGAAAGGUAUACAGAAGUGCUUCUACACGAUCUAAUAAAGAUUUAUCAUGGACUACCAAAAUCGACCAGGUGGUAAAACUGGUAGUGGUGGUGUAGCAUCAUGGACAGAGACGAACAAAGAUCGACGAGAACGUCUCAGACAAUUGGCAUUGGAGACUAUCGAUCUUCAAAAAGAUCCUUAUUUUAUGAAAAAUCAUUUGGGAUCAUAUGAAUGUAAAUUGUGUUUGACAUUACACAACAACGAAGGAAGUUAUUUGGCGCAUACCCAAGGAAAAAAGCAUCAAGCAAAUUUAGCUCGACGAGCUGCUAAGGAAGCUAAAGAUGCUCCGCAACAACCAGCUCCAGAAAAACCAAGAGUGGAAACUAAAAAGUUUGUUAAGAUAGGUCGACCUGGUUAUCGGGUGACUAAACAAAAAGACCCUGAAUCUGGACAGCAGAGUUUACUAUUUCAAAUUGACUAUCCUGAAAUAACUGAUAAUGUUCGUCCCCGUCAUCGAUUUAUGUCGGCUUAUGAACAAAGAAUUGAACCACCUGAUAGGAAAUGGCAAUAUCUGUUGUUUGCUGCAGAACCCUAUGAGACAAUUGCUUUUAAAGUGCCUAGUCGCGAAGUUGAUAAAUCUGAAAUGAAAUUUUGGGCCCAUUGGAAUAGUCAAGCUAAACAGUUUUAUCUUCAAUUUGCCUACAAAGUGGAACAAAUGAAACCUCCUCCGCCGAUGAAACCUCCUCCACCAUCUCUACCACCUCCGCCACAACAUAAUAUGAUGCAUCAACCUGGAUCUAAUAUGAUGUCACACAUGUUCCCGCCGCCACCUAUGUAUAAUCCAGGACCACCGCCCAUGAUGAAUAACAUGAUGCCUCCGCCACCGCAAUUGAUGGGUUGAUAGAUUUGACUAUUGAAUUACAUUUAUUUAAAUAAUUAUUUUCCUAGUGCAUUUUUCUUUUUUCACAAAAUAAGGUUAAGUUAAUACUGCAAAAUUAUAAUAAGUUCAUAAAGAUAUGAAAUCUAUUUUAUUUUA
This is a messenger RNA of Adelges cooleyi (spruce gall adelgid), 1136 nucleotides long. RefSeq names its product splicing factor 3A subunit 2 (gene Sf3a2). Gene Ontology annotation, cellular component: catalytic step 2 spliceosome; U2-type prespliceosome; U2 snRNP. The coding region runs from base 168 to 1001 and encodes 277 amino acids. The record is from RefSeq and is a predicted model, not a curated record. The transcript has 4 exons. Lineage: Eukaryota; Metazoa; Arthropoda; Insecta; Hemiptera; Adelgidae. Gene Ontology annotation, biological process: spliceosomal complex assembly. Gene Ontology annotation, molecular function: nucleic acid binding; zinc ion binding.